Molecule: messenger RNA, 999 nt
Organism: Abrus precatorius (Indian licorice)
Lineage: Eukaryota; Viridiplantae; Streptophyta; Magnoliopsida; Fabales; Fabaceae
Product: transcription factor bHLH93-like
Exons: 4
Coding region: 1-999 (332 amino acids)
Biological process (GO): regulation of DNA-templated transcription
Cellular component (GO): nucleus
Molecular function (GO): protein dimerization activity; DNA-binding transcription factor activity; sequence-specific DNA binding
Source: RefSeq, a predicted model, not a curated record
AUGGAGCUCUAUGACCAUGAUUUCUUGGAGGAACUUAUGUCUCUAAGAAGAGAAACAUGGGACACCAAUCCAUGCUUAGAAGAAAACCAUGUUUUCUCUAAUGGUUUGAGUUUUGACUGUUAUAAUCAAAACUCUUCUACUUUUCUUCCAAAUUCUUCCUCUUGCCAAGAAGUUCCUCAAAGUUACAACAAUGACUAUGCCUUCAAUGAAAUCUAUAGUUCCUUACUUGAUGAUUUCUCUGCACCCCAGAUCCUAGAUUCAUCCUAUAACACCCUUGAUACCCCACUUAGUAACUUUGCAUUUAUCGCUCAAGAAGAUUAUCCAAUGUCCAUGAUGAUGGAAGAAGAUCCGGGUUUGCUAGGGGAAGAGCUUCAUAGUUUGGACUUGCAAACCACAUGCAAAGUGGAGCCUAAUCAUUCCCCUGAAAUGCCUGUUUUCAACAGAGAUACAUGUGUGGAAAGAAAGAAUAGAGCAAAGAAGAUGCAGGGGCAACCCUCCAAAAAUCUAAUGGCGGAAAGGAGAAGAAGAAAGAGAUUGAAUGAUAGGCUUUCCAUGCUAAGGUCAAUUGUCCCUAAGAUAAGUAAGAUGGACAGAACAUCUAUACUUGGAGACACUAUUGAUUACAUGAAAGAACUCCUGGAGAAGAUUAAUAAUUUGAAACAAGAAAUAGAAGCCGAUUCCAACAUUGCUAGCAUUUUGAAGGAUGUAAAGCCAAACGAAAUCUUAGUGAGAAAUUCCCCUAAGUUUGAUGUAGAGAGGAGGAAUGUCAACACAAGGGUAGAGAUCUGCUGUGGAGCGAAGCCAGGCUUAUUGUUGUCUACAGUAAACACCUUGGAAGCAUUAGGCCUUGAGAUCCAACAAUGCGUUAUUAGCUGUUUCAAUGACUUCACAAUGCAGGCUUCAUGCUCAGAGGAAUUAAAGCAGAAGACGAUUAUGAGUUCUGAAGAUAUAAAGCAAGCACUAUUUAGAAGUGCAGGAUAUGGAGGACCAUGUUUGUGA